Gossypium raimondii (Peruvian cotton) is the source of this 2118-nucleotide messenger RNA. RefSeq names its product E3 ubiquitin-protein ligase At4g11680. The transcript has 3 exons. Bases 619 to 1656 code for a protein of 345 amino acids. Lineage: Eukaryota; Viridiplantae; Streptophyta; Magnoliopsida; Malvales; Malvaceae. The record is from RefSeq and is a predicted model, not a curated record.
AAAUAUAAAAAAUAAAAAGGAGAAAGAAGAAGAUUUGCAGUUGAAGGAGGAGUGCUUUGCUUUGCUUACCCAAGACACAAAAACCUCAGGGAAGUUAGGCCAAAGGUUAGCUUUCCUCCAGGUUCGCCUCUUUCUUUUCACUUGGAAUCAAAGCAAAGGUUCUUCUUUUCAGUUGAUUCUUGGUCGCCAUCUCCAUCUUCUCUUCUUUCUCUCUCCUUCUAUAUAUCUACUUUCAGCUUUGUUGUAAAUUUCUUCAUUCUAAGGCCUCUAUCCUUAAAUACCCACCUCAGUUUUUGUUUAUGUUUGUUGCUUUUUUGGGGGUGAAUUCUUUGUUAAUUUCGAGGGGUGCUUUGCAAUCUGGAGAUGGGUUUUCUUUUUAAUGGUCUUAAUUUGGUGGGUUAAGAGUUUGGCGCAAGCUUUUCAAUUCAACAGUUUGGUUUACUGCCUAAGCCUUCCUGGUAUUUGUGUUACUACUUCAAUAUGAUAUCUAAAGAACUACAACUCCUUCUUAGUACCAUAUAAAUCUGAUUGAGAGUUUGCAAAUGUUAUUUGGAAAUCAAGUGUGCUAUAUUGGUGCUAUAUUUGUUCAUUACUUUUGAGAGUUGGAAACUGGGAACCAUGAAUACCAGAUACUCUUUUCAACCAGAUUCAUUGUGUACUUCAAGCACUGCAGUUCCAUUUUCAUCAAAUCCUCACGGAGUGGAAGAAAGAAUUGUUGUUGGUAUGCGGAAUAGGCCACCUCGUGCCCCGCCUUCUUCGAUCUUGAUAAGAACGGCGAUGAGGAUAUCUAGAGCAAGGUGGUUUAACUUCUUAAGAAGAGUUUUUCAUUACCAAAAUGGCUCAAGGUCUGAUCUUGGGUCCAACCCUUUCAAUUCUAGCACUUGGAUGAUGCUGGAGUUCUUAGCUUUGGUCAUUCAAAUAAGCAUCAUAGCAUUCACUUUGGCUAUUUCAAAGGAGGAAAGGCCAAUUUGGCCUAUGAGAAUUUGGAUUGUUGGCUAUGAUAUUGGUUGUGUCCUUAGCUUGUUACUUCUUUAUGGGAAUUAUCAUCUUCACAUAACUCAAGGAGAUCGUUUUGGCCUUUCCGAUAUCGAACAACAGAGAACCAAUGAAGAAUCAAGAAUGUUCAGGAGCUCACAUUUGAUGAACAAAUGCCGGACUUCACUAGAGCUGUUCUUUGCAAUAUGGUUUGUAAUGGGAAAUGUUUGGGUGUUUGAUUCUCGAUUUCGAUCCUUCCAUCGAGCUCCGAAUCUCCACGUACUUUGUAUCUCAUUGCUAGCUUGGAAUGCUCUGAGCUACUCUUUCCCAUUUCUGUUAUUCCUACUUCUGUGCUGUUGUGUGCCACUUACUAGCAGCCUCCUAGGUUACAACAUGAACAUGGGUUCCAUUGACAGAGGAGCAUCUGAUGAUCAGAUCUCCAGGCUGCCUAGUUGGAGAUACAAAGAAAUCAACACCAACUUAGACCUCGAUCAUGAUUUGAACUGCGGCACAAGCCAGGCAAAUGAAGAUCCAGAAUGCUGCAUUUGCCUAGCCAAUUAUAAAGACAAAGAAGAGGUGCGGCAGUUGCCUUGUUCCCACAUAUUUCACCUCAAGUGUGUGGAUCAAUGGCUCCGAAUCAUAUCUUGCUGUCCUCUUUGCAAACAAGCACUGGACAGAUAGAAAACAAGAACGAGCACUGGAUGUGAGUAUCAAGUUCGAGUAUGUAUCGAACAUGGUGACGUUCAAUUUUAUUUUUAAAAGUCUUUCCAUUAAUUUGGAGCAUCCUUAUUCUCAUACUCAUGUUCGAAAAUCUGUCGAACAUGAAUAUUUUAAGAAACAUGAAGAGGCGAAGCGACAUAUAUGAUCACAGCUCUUUUUUUUUUUUGGCAAUAUUUCUUUUUUCCCACAAAGUUCCUCCUUGAUUCACUAUUGUGUGAGAUUGAUCUGUAUAUUUACAAAGGUUACUUGAGUGAGUUGUUUGUACAGUGUUCCUCACCAGUAACCAAAAACCUUACUGAAGUAUAUAAACAGGGCCCAGGGGCUUCCUCCUGUUUAAGAACUUAACAGGAUGGACGUGGAUAUUACAUUGAAGUUUGAAAUCAACUGUAAUCUGUAAAAUAUUCCGCCUUUGUUAUUUGGCUA